This is a messenger RNA of Xiphophorus hellerii (green swordtail), 2622 nucleotides long. RefSeq names its product glutaredoxin and cysteine rich domain containing 2 (gene grxcr2). The coding region runs from base 452 to 1243 and encodes 263 amino acids. Gene Ontology annotation, biological process: sensory perception of sound. Lineage: Eukaryota; Metazoa; Chordata; Actinopteri; Cyprinodontiformes; Poeciliidae. The record is from RefSeq and is a predicted model, not a curated record. The transcript has 10 exons.
UAAAAUAUUUUGUUAUCACUUCAUCUCAGUGUCACUUCAUCUCAGCAGCCUCUAAACACAGCACCUCUGCAGUUGUGAAAGUAUUUAAGGAUUAUUUUGAUGGCUGUGUUCCCAUCUCAAAUGGAACAGUGCAAACAGAAGGAGGGAGAAAGCAAGACCUGAGGGAUGCAAAGGUGUGUCGGGCAAAUCAGGCUUAGAGGGGAAGGAGAGGAUAUCGGGAUCAAUGACUGAACAUAGGAGGAAAGGAAAAAAUUGAGGUUAGGGUGAGUGAGAAGAGAAUUGACAAGUAGGCGUACGAAGCAGCAAUAUAUAUACAGGGCUUCGGCGUCUUGUUCUCAGCUUAUCGCACUGGAUUCAGGAAGCGAUGGAGAAGCUAAAGAUGCAAAAUGUGCAGGCAGACAACAGGCUGAGAGAUGGUGACUAGAUGAUGCAGUGAGAGACUUGACUUCACAUGUUACUUCAGCUGAUGGUGUGUUCAAAGUCAUCUGCCAUGGAGGAAUUUCAAAGGAAGCUGAACCAGCGCUAUGAAGGCACCAAGCCCAGAAAGGUGAGAUUCAAGCUAGCAUCCUCCUACAGUGGUCGGGUGCUGAAACACGUGUAUGAGGACGGUCAGGAGCUGGAAAGUCCAGAGGAAAAAUACCCUCACAGCUUUAUCCACCGUAAAAUUCCACCCAGCCACCUUGAGAUGGAGCAGUUUUGCAGCUUUGAGGAGACUAAUAGGGACGAACAAGGUUUCUAUCCAACAACAGGACUCAUUGCCCAAAGAAUAAAUGUAUACAGAGGGCUGAGAAACUACAAGCCUGCAGGUGGCCAGACUGUGGAUACAGAGGGUGACAGCAAGUCCUCAGUUUUGGACUUUGGCAAAAUAAUCAUCUACACCAGCAAUCUCCGCAUAAUAAGAGCACCACCAAAGAAGCCUGAAAUGAUGCGGCAGCACUCCAUCCCUCCAGUGGAGUUGGAGGGAUGUCCAAAGGCCAGGGAUAGGGAAAGUCGGAAGAGGGCUAAAGCUCUUAAGGCCCAGGAGGAUCUGGAAAAAGAGGAGAAUGGGAUCGAAAAUGAAGAUACCAAGGAGACCGACAGCUGCCAGCAUUGUGGUGGUUCAGGCUGCGCUCCGUGCUCCCUGUGUCAUGGCAGCAAGCUGUCCAUGCUAGCGAACCGCUUCAAUGAGUCCAUCAGUGAUCUACGUUGCCAAGCCUGCUACCCCGAUGGUCUGGAGAGGUGCCAGUCCUGCUCCAGUAAAUAGCACCAUUUGGCCAGUACCCAUGUCUGGCGAUGAGAGUGCAGCGCUGAGUGUGUGACCGAUGCGCUAUCGCCUUGUCAGAACUGCCUCUGCUGCAACACUGCUUUAAUCCCAAAAUGUUAUUGGGAUGUUUCAGAGCUCUACAAGGAACCACAAGCCAUGAGAAGACAAGGGAAUAAUGUCUGUUCUGCAGACACAAAAAUCAUAAAAUAACAAUUACUGUGUGCAGUGAAUGUUGCAUGAGAUAACACAAAAACAUAAUCCCUUUUUUGUUGUCUCUUUUUUGCAUCUGUGUGCCUAUUCUCUGUCAAACCUGGUUCAACAACCUUGUUAUAAUUUUAAUUAAUAUGAAAAAUGUGGAGGUUAAAUGUUCUUUUUCCCAGUUUAUUAAUCAGAGAGAAUGUAACCUUUAUCAUGUCAAAAUGAUGUAUUCUUCAAAGCUAAUUACUGUUCAUUUAUUUUAAACGGGAGAAAACACAUAACACUGAAAAUAAGGAUGUAGUGUGAAAAAGUUAUAGCGUGAAAGAAAAAUGUUUUCUAAAUAAGAUAUUGUAGAUCAACUACUUUUAAAAAAGAAAAUUUUAUAAUUCAUCAAGUUAACAGUACACAUGGUUCAUGUUCUAUGUUCAAAAUGCUGUUUUUAUACUACAAUAGAACUAUUUCAUACAUGAAGUGCAACAUGCCCAUUUACUGCACAUACAAUUUUCUUUUGCUCAUGCAAUUUAGCACUCCUUAUUGGGAAUCUUUCUUGAUCACAACCUAAAACAAAAAUCACAUUUUCUGCACAUUUUUUUUAAAUUUAAUUUAUUUAUUAAAGUAUGUGAAGUGAAUGUCGUAUUAUGUCAAACAAAGCAAAAUUUCCGAUAUAUAAUCUAGAUAGCAGUUAGCUUACUAGGCUAUUAGUAAACAAUAUCACUAGGGAUUUCACAAUGUACAAUAUGUAAACAAUUAAAAGGGCAAUAAAAGGGAGAAGUUGUAGUUUGAUGUAGUGGUUGGUGACUGAUGGGCCCCAAAUCUAACGCUGCAUUCAAUCCUCAAAACAACUUGAGCCUGUUCAUUGUAUUUCUUGUUCUGCUCUGAACAAGAAAUACAAUGAACCAAUUCAGGAGGAUUCUGCAUUGUUGUUUUUUUAUCAUGUUGAAGAUGGAGUGGGUAGAAAAUGGGGAAAAGUUAACAUACUGUAUAUCUUCUAUGCUGUAACAAUUCUGUCUUGGAUUUGAACCUGUAGACAAACAGUUUCAUAUAAGUGAAUUAUUUUAUAAAGUAUUGCUCCUUUACCAAACUUUGAGGAUUUUUAUUCAUCCUGUACCUCUGCCUAUCCUUAUCAACAUUCAAUAAAGACUAAUUAUUGCUGGUAUCUAUUAACAGUAUUACCAGUAACA